Molecule: messenger RNA, 1249 nt
Organism: Centropristis striata (black sea bass)
Lineage: Eukaryota; Metazoa; Chordata; Actinopteri; Perciformes; Serranidae
Gene: med8
Product: mediator complex subunit 8
Exons: 7
Coding region: 63-980 (305 amino acids)
Biological process (GO): regulation of transcription by RNA polymerase II
Cellular component (GO): mediator complex; core mediator complex
Molecular function (GO): transcription coregulator activity; RNA polymerase II cis-regulatory region sequence-specific DNA binding
Source: RefSeq, a predicted model, not a curated record
UUUGUUUAUUUCCAUGCAGUGAAAAGAAAAGCAGCGUUUCUUCACAAAUUCAAAAACAAUGUAUGCUUUUAUUUUAUCAACGUGAACCGGAAGUGUUUCGGUCUUCACUGCUAUUUAGUAUUUUUCUUUCGGCUUGUAGUUCCACAAUGCAGCAACGAGAAGAAAAGCAGCUAGAAGCGGCGGUGGAUUCUCUUAUUUCUCGGGUAGCACACGUCAAAAACGCUCUUCACAGUUUCAUUUAUAAGUUGGAAAAUGAAUACGAGCGAUUGACAUGGCCUUCUGUUUUGGACAACUUUGCUCUGCUGUCCGGUCAGCUGAAUACUAUCAACAAACUGCUCAAGAACGAGAAGACACCAUCCUUUCGGAACCAGGUUAUAAUACCGCUACUCCUGUCUCCAGACCGAGAUGAGGAUUUAGCGAAACUCACAGAGCAGCGCGUCCCAGUGUUCAGCCAUGAGAUUGUACCAGACUACUUGCGGACCAAGCCUGACCCAGAGGUGGAGGAGCAGGAGAAACAGCUGAGUACAGAGGCAGCUCGGAUUGGCCCAGAGGUGGCACAGAAACAGAUCCAGACGUUGAAUAAACUGUGUUCCAAUCUGCUAGAGAAGCUCAACAAUCCUCGUGAUGACAGAGAUGCAGAAAGUGCAGCAAUACGACAGAACAAACCAUCUUUCAACCCCGCUGACACUAACGCACUGGUUGGAGCCGUUGCAUUCGGAAAGGGGCUUUCCAAAUGUCGGCCUCCGGGUCCAGUGGCCCCUGGACAUCCAGGUCAAGGGCCAAUGAUGAGUGGAGGCCCGACCUUACAGCAGGUCACCAUUGGUGGCGGUUCAAGCCAGCAAGCAGGUAUGGGAGGACCUGUGCCUCCACAGCAGCAGGGGCAGCCAGGUAGGAGACCUGGAGAGCUGGGAAAAAUGCCAAGCAGCAUCAAGACAAACAUCAAAUCUGCAUCUGGUUCAAUGCAUCCUUACAACCGAUGAGCUCCUUCUUUUCUAAGUGUUCACUCAACAUUUGUUACGUUUCAGAGACUCACCUACAGCAAUAACAACAUUCAUACCUUUGUAACCCAUUGUUUUCAUGGAAUGGGCCAACUUCUACAUUCUAUAAAAUGUUAUAUAUUUGUGAUUUUUGAUUUUGAUACAUCAUCUGAGCCACUAGAUGGCAGUGUGUCAUCAUUUAUGGGGUGAUCAUGGCUUGUAUUUUGAACUGUGCUAUUGACUCUUUUUCAAUAAAAGAUCUGUUAAAAGAA